AUGUAUUUGGCGACCGCCACGCUGCCUUCGCACGUCCUCUCUUCGUCAUCUCCAGUACGGAAAUCUCAGUCGGUGGCGACCUCGAAAGCUUCUAGCAACGCCGGAUCGCAACAGCUGUUGUCCCAGCAGCAGCAACAACAGCCGCCACAACACAAACUUCAGUAUCAGAAAAACAAACAGGUCAACAAGCCGGCCAGCAAACCUGCCAAACAAGAAGAACAAGAGCGAACACUUAGGAUUGAAUUGUCGCCGACGAAGAAGCAGUUUUUCGACGAGGAAAUCACGCCCUAUGCGACUUUCCAACUGUCCCCAACUAAGUGCAACAUCGACGACGACGGGGAAGAGUUCAAGACUUUCACUAUUCAUCACGGAGAACCACCGUAUCUCGCCAAGGGUAGCCUUGAUGCACCGUCGACGUACAGCAAGAACGAGAAAGACGAGUUUUACAGCCAUGGUCAUGCGGCGAACAGCCACAGCCUGACGUCAGGUUCAUCCAACCAAGACGAGCUGCUGCGGGCGUACGAGUACGCCCGGCGGCACCCGCCAAGUUCCUCUCAACAGGCUUCGACCAGCGGUGCUCUGACGCACUACGAUGCUCCCGACGACAGCCAUACUACGGGUUCUGAAGGCAGCACUGAUCCGGGCAUUAGGCAAUUCACAGAGUCUCCGCCUGAACCCAAUGAAAGGCGACAGGCUGCUUGCAUCACGCCAGGAUCUCGAGGUGGCCUCUCCAAAGAGAGCAGCUCGACCAGCUCGAGCAGUUCCAACAGCGCGGGCUGCCUCGGUCCUGAUGGUGGUGCGGAUGACGUGACACCUGUAAACACGCCUAGCCAGUCAUCGGCUAUACCUGCCUGCUUCGUGGUUUGGGAACGCGCGCCGCUGCCCGGAAGAUCAGCACUCGUCACGAGGGCAGGCAACCUGCCUCAGAUUGAAGCAGGGUUAUCACGCUCGAUAUUCCCGCAAGGAUGGGUUCGUAUGCCUCCGCACUGCGGGAAACGAGGCGAGCCAAUGCUUCCGCAAGCAGACGACACUCCGCCGGCGCUCCAGCUUCUCAUGGGGCUUUGCGGCCAGCCUAAGUUGCGCGCGCCAAUUUCUGGAAAGUUCCAAUGUGGAUGCUCAUCUACAGCCAGCCCGUUGAGCUAA
This is a messenger RNA of Rhipicephalus microplus (southern cattle tick), 1143 nucleotides long. Its product is annotated as cell adhesion molecule Dscam1-like. Gene Ontology annotation, molecular function: protein binding. Gene Ontology annotation, biological process: synapse assembly; homophilic cell-cell adhesion. NCBI's taxonomy places the organism in Eukaryota, Metazoa, Arthropoda, Arachnida, Ixodida, Ixodidae. Gene Ontology annotation, cellular component: synapse. The record is from RefSeq and is a predicted model, not a curated record.